GCGCGAAGGAAGGUGGUCGUUGGGGGGUGCCUUCAGCUCCCACCUAUACGCUUGCACCUGCCUUGCACUUGGAUUAUUGGCGACUCCCAUUCUUACGCCUGCCUGCCGCGCGUGUUUACGCAUCUGCCUCCCCAUUCAUCUCACUCUCCUAUUUUGGGCAACCUGGCGAAAAGAACGAGGUAAAAGGGGUGGCGGAACAAAAGGGAAAGGGACAACCCAACCCCGAAGGUGGGAGAAAAACAAGGGGAAAAUAAAAGAAAACAUCCACAAAUCGAUUGAGCAGCGAUAACCACCACCUAAUUCACCUCCACCAACCGACCGACCGACACGACCCAAGCGGUAGCGUCCAAGGACGGCGGACAACUGUCUCGCGCAGCUUCCCGCGAGCUUUGCUCCCAAAGUCAGUGUCUGGCGCUCUCGCGGGUCAGCAUUGAGCGCUCUGCUGCCGUCGUCAUGACGUCCAACUUCGCCCCCAGCGGCCCCGAGCAGCCUCGAGACGCAGUCCAUCCAACCCCCCAAGAAGUCCAGUCGCAACAGCAACCGCAACCUCAACCUGAACCUCAGCUUCAACCGCAACUACAACCACAGCCUCAGACUCAGACAAAGGUAGACGCCGACCCGAAACCCGAUCCGCCGCCGCCGUACACACAGCCGCAGUCGCAGUCGCAGUCGCAGUCGCAGUCGCAGUCGCAAUCGCACUCUGAGUCGCGACCGCUAUCACCACAGCAGCCGCCGCCACAAAAGCUGCCCUCCUCAAAGGCGAUAUCACAACUCCAGCCCCAGCCGCAACCCCAAGCGCACGCGCACGCGCACACGCAGCCGCCAGGACAAGGACACCUCAAGUCGAGGCCGACACCACCGCCUCAGGUGCUGCCCCAUCCCGCGACACCUUCAUCGUCCCACAAUGCCUCUCCUCCGAGCAAAAGAGACCUGAGGUCGUGGUGGAAGGGCUUCAAACUGCCUUCAAAACACCAAGAUACACAUGAAUCCCGCCCCCAAGGGAUAUUCGGCGUCCCACUUCGCCAGAGCAUCACCUAUGCCAACGUCGCCAUAUCGCUCAUCGACGAGAACGGAAAGAGCUACAUCUACGGCUAUGUGCCGAUUGUCGUAGCGAAAUGCGGGGUGUUUCUCAAGGAAAAAGCCACCGGGGUUGAAGGAAUCUUCCGCCUCAGCGGUUCCGAAAAACGCAUCAAGGAGCUCAAGACGAUAUUCGACUCACCUGAUCGUUACGGCAAGGGACUCGUGUGGGAUGGCUUUACCGUUCAUGAUGCCGCCAACGUCCUCAGGCGAUACCUCAACGAUCUCCCAGAACCUGUCGUACCGUUGGACCUGUAUGAGAAGUUCAGGGAGCCGCUCCGCGGGGCUACUAUGCAGGCUGUUGGUGACGCCGAGGGGCCACAGUUCGUAGACAACUUCGACCUAGGGGCGGCCAUUGCCAAGUACCAGAGCCUGAUAACCGAGCUGCCGCCGCUCAACCGGCAGCUCCUGCUAUAUAUCCUGGACCUUCUCGCCGUUUUCGCAGCUAAGUCUGACGAGAACCGCAUGAACUCGCAGAACCUCGCCGCCAUCUUCCAGCCCGGCAUGCUAUCUCACCCUGCGCACGCCAUGGCCCCUGAGGAAUACCGUCUGAACCAAUGCGUUAUAAUAUUCCUAAUCGAGAACCAGGACCACUUUCUAAUCGGCAUGCAAGGGACGGCUGCGGACGAGAAGACGGUGCAGGAGGUUCAGAAAGGCACCCCUCCGACCACAACGCCUGUCACCCCAAACGCGUCGCGCAAGUCGGGCGUUCAGAGGUCUGCAUCCAACGCCAGCGCCGGGGCUGAGAGUGUCGCUCGUGAUGGCAAGAUUCGUAGGAAUCGAUCCACGUCUUCCAGGCAUUCGCGGCAUUCAAACGGGGCGCCCAGCCCAGGUAGUCCAGCCAUAGGCUCUACAACAUCGGGCGGGCUUGGGAGGAGCAACACUUUGCCUUCCAAAAAGUCACCUGCCAUCGGCUCCGGCCGGUUCCACCAGAAGGCUGACCAGCACUCAGGCUCUCUAGCACCACUGACCCCAGCCACCCCUGCCACCCCGACGCCGAUCCCGCCCUCGCCCACAGUGGUAGAGGCCAUCUCUCCUCGCGUCGAACAGGGUCGAGCCUUGCAGUCGAAAUCUCGAGCUACAGCCCUUGGAAUGCCUCUCCAGCUACCCGCCGCCCAACUCGGCCUACCUAGCAGAAGCCAGGAUGGCCUUCUGGAGCCCACCACCCCAGACGCACUUACUCCUGCGCGGGAGCGCAAGCUGCAGAGUUUGUUCCAGCGUUCGCCGACGGGGGAGGGCGAUUCUAGGCAGCCAAAUAAGUUGCGGAAAAAGCGAUUGGCGAGCAGCACAAACCCCAGUGCACAAAGCUCGACCGCCUCGUUGCCUCAUUCGGCCGCUGGGAUCUCUCCUGGCGUUGAGAUGCCGAAUCCCAUGGAACAGCACCAGCUUGAUCCGCCGGCAGAAGAGGCCCAGGCACAGACGAACACGUCUUUUGCGGCAGAACUGCCACCGGAACCAGCAUCGGCGGCCGAACAUGUUCCAACCUCUACCCCGGGCACUAUCAACAGCAAAACCGCCAACCCGACAAAUGUCGAACAACAACACGCCCUCCGGCCGCAGAAGUCACCACCCCAUUCGCUCCACAGCUCUUUCAAUGAGGGUUCCGAGCUCGACCAGGUCGAGGAGCCACCUGCGCCGACAGAGAGUACGGAACCCGACAAGGACAAGCGGCGGCGGUGGAGGCUGUCGAAGAGAAAGGAAGACAUGGUAGCAGCUGCCCCGCCACAGCCUGGGCCAGCAUCUCCUCGGCAGGUCCUGGGGCUGAACACCAACGCCGAGAUGAGCACCAGUUCGGUUGGCAGCGGGAGUAAGCAAGGACGGCGAAGCUUCAACGGCGACUCUUUAGACAACUUCACUGCCUUGAGUGCCGAAGGUCAUUCGUCACAUGAGUCCAACUACAAGGAAGGCAAAGACGAGGUCAGAGGCCUGACUGGUUGGAUUAAGAAUAAAUACCGAGAGGCCAAGGAAAACCACGAUCAACGCCGAAACAAGUCACCACCCGCUGACCUAACACCGACGUCGAGCCUACCAUCUCGGCGUCCAAAGAGCAUGGAUCUUUCCAGACCGCCGGUAGAGGACGAACGGGCGAAACCAUAGCCUCCCGGCUCUCAACAAAGCGCCACGACCCCGAUUCGGACAAAAUCCGGGCGUGGGAGAGGCAAAGUAUCUCGGAAGGGGAAGGGGAGAGAGGAUAUGAAAAUCCACGGGAGAGCAGGAGCGAGGGGGGUUUUCGUCCACAUUUUCUGUCUCAUCGACUCAUACAGCUAAUUUUCACCAUUUUUUUGAGACUACUUGCACGAGAAUUUGGCGACGUGAUCGCCUCCCUCUCCCCCUCCCCUUUCAUUCUUUUUAGUUGUAUCUUCUCUAGCCAUCUCGUCAACUUUGCGACGUUUUUUUCUCUUUCCUCUAUACCUGCCUUUUGUCACUAUCCACGACCUUUCUUUCUCUCUUCUCCUUACACACUAUCUCUUUGUUGCUCUGUCCACAUCCUGUUUGUCUUAUCGCUAUCUCGUUUAUGAAGGAUUCUCCGUAUUGACGUCACGUUGUAAAGAGUCCUGUAUUUUGCCCGUCAUCUUUGUCUUAACUUCAUGGUAGCGCCGGUCUUCGCCCUCGGUUUGCUUCUGGUCCACCCUGUCGCUGACCAAAUACAGGCGCGCCCCAUUGGUUAGGCUCGCCGCAGUUUUGACCAUGUAAAGUGAUCACGGAUCAAGCCGUCCAAAGUCGGUCAAGGAUUUCGCCAAGUCAAUCUAGGCCAAACAUGGUAUAUUAUCAGUUGCCGUACCUGAUUGAGACCAGCCUGGAGUUGAUGACAUAAAACCUUUGCGAGGCAAGCCCAGUCGGAGAACAAACUCUAGCCCAGUUGCAC
Messenger RNA from Gaeumannomyces tritici R3-111a-1, 3943 nucleotides. RefSeq lists its product as hypothetical. Gene Ontology annotation, cellular component: cell cortex. NCBI's taxonomy places the organism in Eukaryota, Fungi, Ascomycota, Sordariomycetes, Magnaporthales, Magnaporthaceae. Gene Ontology annotation, biological process: signal transduction; regulation of fungal-type cell wall organization; activation of GTPase activity. The transcript is spliced from 3 exons. Gene Ontology annotation, molecular function: GTPase activator activity. Bases 454 to 3174 code for a protein of 906 amino acids. The record is from RefSeq and is a predicted model, not a curated record.